This is a messenger RNA of Eleginops maclovinus (Patagonian blennie), 3614 nucleotides long. RefSeq names its product ST6 (alpha-N-acetyl-neuraminyl-2,3-beta-galactosyl-1,3)-N-acetylgalactosaminide alpha-2,6-sialyltransferase 4 (gene st6galnac4). Gene Ontology annotation, molecular function: alpha-N-acetylgalactosaminide alpha-2,6-sialyltransferase activity. Gene Ontology annotation, biological process: oligosaccharide metabolic process; ganglioside biosynthetic process. Bases 514 to 1407 code for a protein of 297 amino acids. The transcript is spliced from 4 exons. NCBI's taxonomy places the organism in Eukaryota, Metazoa, Chordata, Actinopteri, Perciformes, Eleginopidae. The record is from RefSeq and is a predicted model, not a curated record.
UUACACUAUAUUUUGCAUGCAAUAUUACUUUUUAAUGCACUGCAUUUAUCUGUCAUUUUAUAUACUUGUUUAUUAUUAUUUCCAACAGUAAAUUGGGUAAUUAGAAUGAGCUCCACCUUAACCCGCUGCAUUAUACUGUAUGUGAUGCCUUCACACGCAUCAAUUAUAAUAUCACUACCAUAAUUAGUUACUUUGUAAAUCAGGAAAAUUAAAAAUAAAUUACUUCAGAAUAAGCCAAAGGGGCACAUGCACUAUGCUGGUCUCACUAUUGUAAGAGAUUCUAAAUUAUAAAAAAAAUAUUUUUAAAAAAGCACAAAAUUCAAACAUCUGUGAAAUGUUUUUGCAGGAAAAGUGAAGAUUAUAAUUGUUUUUUUCUGUGGUUUAUGUACAUUUUGAUUACAAUACUCUUUGUACAUAUACUUUUGCUAUUGAACAGAGUAUUUUCACAUUGUGAUAUUACUACUUUAAGGCCUGCCUCAGUUAAAGAUCUGAGUACUUGUAUGAAAACAUGACAUGGAUGAGCAUCCUCAACACUUUCUCUCUUUUCCCCCUCAGAUGCUUUGCUGGCUCGGCCUGCUCAGCCUGAGCCUUCCUCUCUUGUUCUGGUUUGGACAUGUGAUCACGCGGGAUGGUCAGACGGCCAUCCUGCAGGGCAGCGUGCUCCAGGGCUACAGGAGGAUUGGCCCCAGCCAGAAGGACCAGUUCCUGUACAUGCACUGCAGCCAGUGUGCCUUGGUCUCCAGCUCGGGUCAGAUGAUCGGAGCCGGCGCUGGAGAAGAGAUCGACAAAGUGGCCUGUGUGAUCCGGAUGAACAAUGCACCCACGGGGGGCUACGAGAGAGACGUGGGGAGUCGCACCAGUGUCCGGGUCGUCUCUCACACCAGUGUGCCCCUGCUGGUAAAAAAAGAGCACUACUAUUUCCAGCAGUCAGCCGACACCACGUACGUGUUCUGGGGUCCUGAGAGGAACAUGAGGGAGGACGGGAAAGGAAGGGUCUUCAAUUCUCUGCUGAAGAUGGCCGAGAAGUAUCCAAAAGUCAAACUGUACGUUGUGACCAAAGAAAAGAUGCAGUACUGCGACAGUGUGUUUCAGAAUGAAACCGGGAAAAACAGAAUGAAGACCGGGGCGUUUCUCAGCACCGGAUUCUUCACCAUGAUCCUGGCUUUAGAUAUGUGUGACAGCAUCCAUGUUUAUGGAAUGAUCGAUAACAACUACUGCAGUCAAGCCAAUCACAGCGCUGUUCCUUACCAUUACUAUGAGAGAAACCGAGUGGAUGAGUGUCGGAUGUACAAGGUCCACGAGAACACGCAGCGGGGGGGUCAUCGCUUCAUCACCGAGAAAGCCAUCUAUGCCAAAUGGGCAACACGACACAAAAUGGAGUUUAAACACCCCUCCUGGAGCCUCUGAAAGAGGUCUUAAAAAUGAAUUUUGCUGGCUUUUAAUUUCUGUUGCUGAAGAUAUUUUUGUUAAUUUUGGACUCCAGAUUACAUUUCAAAUGUUACUUUUUUCCAUGUUUAAGUAGGAAUAGCUCCUACUUGAUACAAGUAUUAGCCAUAAAUAUGAAAUAAUGGUCAACAUGUACCAGCAUUCAACUGGUAACCCACUCUCAGUAUUACUUAUUUAUAGCCAUAUAUCAGUAUAGAUGCUGAUAGAAAAAACUAAGCCACUUAACUAAAUACUAAAACCAGUUCAUACCAAAGCUUACAGUUUUCAUUUGGUCAUACCUGUGCCUUGACUUUUUAUUUCAUUUUGCACAAUGCUUUUUUUAUGCUGCAGCUUCAAUUUGCACCUCUACUCUGUGAAACAGGAAGUGUAUUGUUUAGGGCUGCAGCUUUUGACUCAUUUGGCACUUAUUAUCUCAAUUAAUUACAUUUUUGUUGUACCAGAGCUCUAGACUUGUUUUUGGUCAAUUUACAGUCAUAAAAGACAAAGAACACCAGAGAACAAUGAUAGAGAGUUUGCCUAACUAAUGAUUUCAAUGAUUAUUGAAUCACAAAUUAUUCACUAACAUUAUUCAGGGUUUGACAAGUUUAGAAAUAGCUGAAUUUCCAGGUUCUGUAUUUAAAGGCAAGGAAUAUGCUUGAAUUUGAAUUUACUUUUUGAAAAAAGGGUGGAUUUUAAACUUAAUCUGGUGUUUCAACUGCACGAUGAGUUGUGUAAAUCGUAAUGUUACGUUUGAAAUUCUGAAUUUAAAGAAGAAUUCUGUAAACUUGCAUUUUUUGUAAUGUAAACAUGAUAACGGCUUUUAGAGUCUGAAAAAAUGUUGGUUUUGGUACCUUGAAGGUACACCCAGUUUCAGUGUUUUAAGGCUUUAAGUUGUAAGCUUUUAAUUUACCUUGCAUUUUGUGAGCAGUGUCUAGAUAUUUCCACAGUGCCGUUUAACACAAGGAGAGAUUUUGCAGUUACCACUGGUGACAGGAAGCAGCGGCUCUAUGUAAAUGUGAAGGGCAGACAGUAUUACAUGUUCCUGCCGAGGUUACUCUUCACAGACAGUAUACAACAAAAGGCCAACAAACAGUAUUAAAUGCAGGAUAAUACACACAAACAGACUUUGUGCUUAGUGUGUAUUAUCUGUGUUUCAGGGGUAUGGAGACCCAGGCUAGUGUCUUUUUAAACUUUGAAUGUAAUUGGUCCACUACCAUUAACACAACAUGAGUAACAUCCUUUAUAUAUUCCGCUGCUUGUUUACUGUGAAAACAAGGCUGCCUUUUCAGUCACAUAAUGCUCAUUUUGUGACUAAUUCCAAAGACUGUAAUAAUACUACUGAGCAAACUACUGUGUCAAAGUGUUUUCCUGUAAUGUACAUUUCAGACAGGAGUUGUUUGAAUUAAAGCGUAUUGUUAAUGAUUUUAUGUUAAGCAAACUUGUGUUGUGAAAUGUACAAAGUACAAACUUGAAUGUAAACUAAACCACUGGUUACUGCAGAUAUGAGUGUCAAUGUGUGUGAGCUUGACAUUUUUAAUUGCACAUGUGAGUGUUUUCACUGAUAAGACCCUGUAGGGUCAACACCUUCUUAAAGUCUGUUUAAAAUAUAACCCUUGUUAUCUGAACAUAUUCUAUCCAGCAAGAAUAGGUAGUCAUGUAUUUUUCAACAAUAAAAAAGGGGGUUUGAUAGAAUAAUUAAAUGAUUUUGUAUUACAGUUUUUUCUUUAUGUACAAUUUGCCAAAAUAUUGUGAUUAAUUUUCUAAUUCUGAUGCAAACCAAGGGUUUAAUAGAUGUUUGGAAAUUAAUGUUAAUAUUCUAAGCCUAAAUACACACACAUACAGGCUAAAGACAUAUUUAUAUAUUCUAAAGGUCAUGAUGGGAAAGAACUUUUUUUUUCAAGUAGUUCAUUUUUAUUAAUAGGGAAAUUCAACACCCAUAACAAUAUAUGGACUUCAAACCAAAUGUUGGAAUACAUCAUAAUGGCACCACAAAUACAAAAAAAUAUAUAUAUGAAAAGGAAAACAAUAUUUUAAAACAAUGUCAAUAAAAACAAUUCCUUUUCAUCUGUAUGACCUUCUAUUCGAUUUUUUUCUCGUAAUUUGGUUUUAAAUAUUUGUUUAAUUAUUCCGUGUACAAUUAAUGUCAACAGUUAGAUAAUAAUAAAAAAAUAAACAACACUUUUUAUUUA